GCAUGGCAUGGGCUUGCACUUGCCCUCACUCUGAUGGAUGCUUCAAGCCAGGAUGUCUCGUGAGCUUGAGCCAACGACUACGGGAUUAGACAAGCCUCACUAAAAAAAGACGUUGCGUUCCACGCUUCAUCUUCCUUUAGCUUUUCUUCGUUUGUUUUUUUAUGACGCUUAGCUCCUGCUCUUUCUCCUAAACUUCCAUCCUCUUCUCUCCUAGUAUUCAUAAUUGGUGACUCCUGCCUAUGCUUUGGCUGACCAAUUGCAAAACUAUCUAUCCCCUACUCCGCCAUAUUCUAUCCCGUCUUAACCCAACCUGUCUCACAACUUGAAAACCUCCAUUCAACUUAUACAACUAUUGUGAAUACGCUCAGGACCCCAAAAUAUCAAACUUAUCCUUUGAGUUAUCAGAGACACGCUCAAUCACUUAAAGACUACCCCUCUAUAUCACAUACCCAAAGCAUCAUGACCAAGCCACGCUUGAUCAUUCUAGUUCGCCACGGCCAGUCCGAAGGCAAUAAGAACCGCGAAAUUCAUCAGACCGUUCCCGAUCACCGAGUCAAACUUACGCCAGAAGGCUGGAACCAAGCCCACGAUGCCGGACGUCGUCUCCGAAGCCUCCUCCGUCCCGACGACACCUUACAGUUCUUUACCUCUCCAUACCGCCGCACACGUGAAACAACAGAAGGAAUUCUCGAGAGCCUGACCUCGGACGAAGGCUCCCCGUCGCCCUUCCGCCGAGCUAACAUCAAGGUGUACGAAGAGCCUCGGCUACGUGAGCAGGAUUUUGGUAACUUCCAACCAUGCAGCGCUGAAAUGGAACGUAUGUGGCAAGAGAGGGCCGAUUAUGGCCACUUCUUCUACCGUAUACCUAAUGGAGAGAGCGCUGCCGAUGCUUACGAUCGUGUGAGCGGAUUCAAUGAAAGCCUCUGGCGACAAUUUGGUGAAGAUGAUUUCCCCAGCGUCUGUGUACUGGUGACCCACGGACUCAUGUCCCGUGUCUUUCUCAUGAAAUGGUAUCAUUUCACUGUCGAGUACUUUGAAGAUCUCCGAAACAUCAACCACUGCGAGUUCCUCAUCAUGCGCAAGCAGGAAAACAAUAAGUACCUUCUAGAGAACAAGUUACGAACUUGGUCCGAUUUGCGGCGAGAACGCAAAGACAAAGAGGACAAGGACAAGGACAGCUCGAAACUCCCACGCACCAAAACUUUUGUUGUUACACGCCGAUGGGGUGGAUGUCCCAAUGGCUGUGACCAUAGUCGCCACUAUGCUAAGCGUGAGGAUUUGGAGAUCAUGCGCAAAAAGGAUCAUGAGAACGGCGGGCCAGAGCCUUACGGCAAAAUUACAAACACAGACGAGAUCAUUACCAUCGUCAGCCGGAAGCAGAAGGCUCAAUUAGACUGCAUUGGUACCAAUAGUGAGAGCGCGACCUUGGGAGCUCAUGAUGAAGAUGGACCGGAGAUCGACAUUUCAUCAAACCAUGAAGGCAAAUCCGUUUCUGACCUCAACGAUACCCCCUCAGUUAUCUCUGCCAGCGAGUAUAUCCAGUCGCCAUACUUACAUAUUGGCCGCGAUGGGGGCGGCAGCUAUUCUGGUCACACAUCUGCCGCCGAGACUGACAACGACUCGUCAGAGGAUGAGAACAUAAGCUUACACCGCAUUGCCUCCUUGAACGCGCAACUAAACAGGACCGUUGGCGAAAGAAGCGAGAAGCCUUCAUACAAUCAAAAACCCCUCCUCAAAGCAGGACCCGAACAUCUAGCAUACACGAGCGAUAAGGAUAGCCCGGAUGAAUAUGCACGGACUAACCGUCUUGGUGAUGCAUCUACUGAUGCCUCUUGUGACGGUGACGCUGAACUUGUUGAGGAUUUGGAUCGCGCUGAGAAGGAGGAUCGAAGUAUUCGGGGUAGUGUGUACUGAUCAUAUUCUUACUUGGAUGGGUGCAAUCUCACUCUCUUAUGACUUGAAUUUCAUGGGAACAGCGGAUACCAGCCCGCCAAGGCGAGGCAAAUUGUUUUGAUGAUUUUCAUAUCUUUAUUCUAAUGACGAAUGAUUUUGGAACGGAUUACGGAAAAGCAAUGGAUAGAAUGACCAACUAUGCUGGCAUGGUUUUGAGAUUGAGCUAUUUGGGGGCUAUGAUAACGUUUGUGUUAGCAUAACAUCACAAAAUAACAUGUUUUUUCCUCCAUUUUCAGAUGUUCUAGUC
Molecule: messenger RNA, 2200 nt
Organism: Fusarium oxysporum Fo47
Lineage: Eukaryota; Fungi; Ascomycota; Sordariomycetes; Hypocreales; Nectriaceae
Product: acid phosphatase DET1
Exons: 3
Coding region: 460-1914 (484 amino acids)
Molecular function (GO): phosphatase activity
Source: RefSeq, a predicted model, not a curated record